AUGAGAUCAACCGCCAUCUCCAACUUUGCACACACUGCCCGCACACUCUCGCAAAGGAGGCUCGUACGUGUCCAGCUCAAAGAACAAGUCCCCGGUCUCGGUAGUGCAGGAAGCAUCGUUCUCGUCCAACCAGGGCGCAUGCGCAACGAGCUGCUCCCUAAGAACAAAGCAGUCUACCAACCGUUGCCUACCCCCUUCCAGCUCUCAAACGAAAAACUCAACGCUUCGCUCGUCGAAUCGCAACUAGAAUCCGCACAGGCCGCUCUCGAGCUUCAGCAAGCAAGAGACGCUCUCUCCAAAGAACUGGGCCCAGUUCAGCUGUUGAGUCUGCGAAGGAAGCUCGAAGUCGCUCCCCCUGUUGUGUUUUCGCGACAGACCACGAUCAAGUCCAAGCCGACCACUUCAGCAGGCGCAGAACAAGAACUGCCCAAGCCGGCGCUUGGUAUUCAGGGAAGCAUCACCACCACCGACGUUGUCAGCUUCUUGAGGGAGAACGGAGCCUUUGAUCUCGAGACGGAUUACAGCGACGACGGCAAACCCGUGCAGCUCAACAGGCUUACUCUGGCUCAGAUUAACACGGCGUGCGAGUUUACGCUCACCUCUGCCGAGAAGCAAGACAGCAGUGACGCUAUCGACAAGCUCGGACGCAUCAAGAAGACUGGUCAAUACACGCUCGUUGUGCACAUCUUGCCGUCCAACAUCCGCGCUCGUAUUCCCGUCAUCGUUCGACCCAGCGCCGCUUCCACGCAAGCUUUCACUUCCACCCCCGCCGCUUCUGCCGCAUCACCGUCGUCGUUGAGCAUGUCGGGUCAAACUCGCGGCUACGCCACGUCUGCGGCAGCCGCAAAACCUGCCACCAGUAUGGAGUCUUCGAUGCGCACCAAGCUCGAAGCCGAAUUUGGCCCCGAGGUCGAGAUCAACAUCCGCAACGAUUCCAGCAAGCACGCGCACCACGCUGCCAUGGCCGCGCAGGGCGGUGGAAACGGCGAGACGCACUUCUACGUACACGUCAUCUCGGACAAGUUUACCGGCCUGACGCAGAUCAAGCGUCACCGUGCAGUCAAUGCGCUGCUGAACGCCGAGUUCGAGAGGGGCCUGCACGCGCUCAGCUUGAGGACCAAGACGUGGGCCGAAGAGAACAGGGCCAAGCCCGCGGCGGCCGAUCAGCAGGCACAGCAAGAUAGUACUGUUGAUGAUCCGACGACCUGUCCUCAAGACGCUCCCACCGCUCAACAAGAAGGCUCGCUCUGGCAAGCGCCUCAAUCGCACCUCUACCCAACGUCGCCCCUCGCCACCCCACCCGCCUCGACCAGUACCACCAACACCACUUCUUCGACUGACGACAUCCUGGCCGCGUUCUACACGCGGCCCCCUACCACCCCGAACGUCCCGUCCGCGGCGGCUGCGCGCAGAGUGACGCCCGAUCAGCGCGAGAAGUUCUUCCGACGCGUAACCAAGGAAGAGGCGGUCGAGCCUUCGCCCAGGCAGAAUCUGCUCAAUGUGCUGGGCGGCGUGCUGGCGAGUGUCUGCGCGACGUACAUGGUGCUCUUUGCGGAUUUCGGGCAACCGCAGGGCACCGAGAACUGUUUCACGGGCGUAAGGGAGGUGGUCUGGGGCAAAGAGGGCCCGCCCAAGCUGUUCUAG
Molecule: messenger RNA, 1644 nt
Organism: Sporisorium graminicola
Lineage: Eukaryota; Fungi; Basidiomycota; Ustilaginomycetes; Ustilaginales; Ustilaginaceae
Exons: 3
Coding region: 1-1644 (547 amino acids)
Source: RefSeq, a predicted model, not a curated record